AUGAAAAAACGCGCGACGGGGGAUAUUGGCAUAAGAAUCAGCACAAAAAUGCCAACCAGUAGUGAAGUGGAAGGUAUAUACAUGCCGAAGAAUAUAGACGAGCAUGUAGGUCAUUUUUCGUCGAACCAGCGCACAUUUGAAUCGCACGCAACGCAAUCAACAUCAUCACUUAUCGAGGGUAAAAGAGCUGGACAUGGUAGAACCGUAACACCAUUAGUAAGAAAAUUGAAACACGAUGAACUUCGGCGAAUACCAAGUAAAACAAAAUGUCGGCGUCCUUCUUGGGUGACCACGCGAUGUGUAUUGAUAACUGGAUGUAUUGCAGUAUUUCUUAUUAUUAGUGCCAUUGUUGUUCCAAUUGCUCUUAUUUUUGAUAGAUCAGACACAACUACAACCACUAUAGCUCCAACAGUAUACACUACAUAUUGGUCCUUCGAUAAUACAACAUCAGAUUUAAAUAAUGUGUACAAUAAUAGUGUGUUGUUGAAUGGUGCUACUUAUUUCUCCACAGCCACAUAUUUUAAUUACGGUGCUGCGCUAUAUCUCACUUAUAAUCAAUCUGUUUUAAUUACUACUCCAUUUAUGAAUCUCUCGUAUACUAGUUUUACUGUAGAGGCGUGGAUAUUUCUACUGACGAGCGUUUCUGGUGACAAAGGGAUAUUUGGUCAAUGUGAAUGUUCGACAUGUGCUAACCAGUGCUUGUAUUUGAUAGUAAGAAAUGGGCGACUUUAUAUGGGAUUUUAUCAAAACGAUUUAUCUGGUAAUUCAACGCUCUCGCUUAACACAUGGUAUCACGUUGCUUAUGUCUAUGAUUAUUCGUCUUUUACUCAAAGAGUCUAUGUGCUUGGUGUGGCAGAUGGUUCUAAGACAAAUGCGAGUGCUUACACAGGACAAAAUGGAUCAAUCACAAUAGGUAAAACACAAAUUAAUACACCGUCAAAUUAUUUCAACGGUUUGAUCGACAAUUUAGUAGUAACAACGCGCGCGAAGAGCGCAAGUGAAAUAUUAAGUGAUGCUACGCUCGUAUGUUAUUAUUCAUUUGACACUUCGUCUGGUGGUAUAACACAAGAUAGUGGACCAAAUAAUAUGAAUAUAACAACGGUAUCGAAUGUGGUCGCCGUGAGCGGGCGAAUAGGUCAGGCAGCAUUAUUCAACGGUGCAAGUUCCUAUUUUCAAGCAGCUGGCUUCUUCCAGUUGGGUCAGUCUAAUUAUGCAUUUAGUAUCACAAUGUUUGUUAAUCCAACUGCUACUAAUUUUGCGGGUGGUUCACUCGUACACAUAUCAGCGACUGCCAGUGGUACUAGUGUUUGGUGUAUAGAUGCAAUAGGAUUCACCUAUGCAGGACAAAUUAGUGUUGUACUAUACAACGGAAAUUUUCCCAGCGUUGUUGGUCCGUUUUUACCAUUAAGUCAGUGGAGUCACGUUGGAUACACAUACAGUCAAGCAAACGGUCUUCGAUUGUACAUCAAUGGUAUUUUGUUUGGUUCAUCGGGGACGAUGGCCUAUGUAGCUAGUGGUUACAAUAACUAUUUAACAUUUGGUUUUAAUUUUAAUGCUUGUGGUAGUGGACCAAUAUCUGGUGGCUAUUAUCAAGGUGCAAUAGAUGAAGUUUAUGUUAAUAGACGAGAAUUAAGUGCAGCAGAAGUAUACUCACGCGCUAAUUCAUAG
Didymodactylos carnosus is the source of this 1668-nucleotide messenger RNA. Lineage: Eukaryota; Metazoa; Rotifera; Eurotatoria; Philodinida; Philodinidae. The record is from the annotation of a GenBank genome assembly.